Zymoseptoria tritici IPO323 is the source of this 839-nucleotide messenger RNA. RefSeq lists its product as uncharacterized. The coding region runs from base 177 to 743 and encodes 188 amino acids. The transcript has a single exon. The record is from RefSeq and is a predicted model, not a curated record. Lineage: Eukaryota; Fungi; Ascomycota; Dothideomycetes; Mycosphaerellales; Mycosphaerellaceae.
ACCAACGCAGUGCACGCCAAAGAAGCCGCUGCAAGGAUUGCUUUGGGAUAUAUAAUAUCACGCAAAGUCCUUCUUCGACUCGUUCUAUCAUCCUCAGCAAUCCCAUCGUUCGCACCGCAACCCAGCCACACAAAGCCCUCCUUCAACAAUCAAUCCAACUUCCACCCAAAGCCAAGAUGCAGUACUCCGCCCUCGCUCUGUUGACUGCGGUCACCUCCGUCAUGGCCGCACCUCAGCACCAGCGGAUCCACGUCGACUUCCCUCCUCCCCAGUUGAACCAGGCAUUCGGCGUCAACGUAACCGGACCUGGUAUCACCAACGUUGAUACACGUGCCAUGAACGGCGGCAUCUUCAUCGGCGGACCGCAAAAGGCGAACUGCGAGGACAACUUCCACGCCGACUUCGCCACCUACAUCGCCCGCGACGAUCACACCUGGAAACUCUACAACAACAAGGGCGGCCCAACCCAGAUGCUGUACGUCGACAACAAAGGAAGCGUCGGAUACACCACUGGCGACGUUGGAGCGCCCCCUCAUACCGAACGCGACCCGUUCAACAUCGAUCCAACGACCGGAUACGUGACCUUCAACGGCUGCUCGGCCAAGGCUUGCCCGACCGGCGCGGAGAAGGACCAAUACACACUCUGGUUCACCAACGACGACCCUUAUCAACAGAAGGAUUGCGUCGACGUCACGGUCCAGGCUUACUACACUCCGUACCGCCCCAGCUGCACGUACAACUGAGCGUUGAGCGAUGGCAACGAGAGUUGAGGUGGUAAUGAGAGCGCUGUGUUGGUCGUUGAUACAAUUCUGCAUGCAAUUUCCGAGCGUAUGUUGGAG